This is a messenger RNA of Aspergillus pseudonomiae, 3006 nucleotides long. RefSeq lists its product as uncharacterized. The record is from RefSeq and is a predicted model, not a curated record. Bases 1 to 3006 code for a protein of 1001 amino acids. The transcript is spliced from 5 exons. NCBI's taxonomy places the organism in Eukaryota, Fungi, Ascomycota, Eurotiomycetes, Eurotiales, Aspergillaceae. Gene Ontology annotation, biological process: glutathione metabolic process. Gene Ontology annotation, molecular function: 5-oxoprolinase (ATP-hydrolyzing) activity. Gene Ontology annotation, cellular component: cytosol.
AUGGCCAAGUAUCGCAUCGGCGUCGAUGUCGGCGGCACCAAUACCGACGCUGCCAUCAUCGAUAUCCUCGCUACUGGCUCUCCCUCGCGCGGUGUGUGCGCGUCCACCAAAACCCUGACGACCCCGGACGUGACAUCUGGGAUAUAUACUGCCAUUCAGGAUGUAUUGGAGCAGUCCCAUGUCGAUAUACAGGAUGUUGUUAGUGUCGCGAUCGGCACGACGCAUUUUGUCAAUGCGGUCGUCCAGGCUGACUCGAGUCGUCUGAGUAAAGUCGCUGUCGUGCGGCUUUGUGGUCCCUUCACGAAACAGGUGCCGCCUUUCGUGGAGUUUCCAUCCGAUUUGAAGGGGAUCAUGGGCGGUCCGGUGUUUUACUUGGAUGGUGGCCUUGAAAUCGACGGGCGCGAAAUCGCACCAUUGAAUGUAGAGCAGAUUAAAGCUACCGUGCAGAGCAUUCAAGAUGCAGGCAUCAAGAUGGUCGCUCUUCUCGGCGUGUUUUCACCAUUGGAUCACAAUGGGAUCCACGAAGAGACCUGUAAACAGCUCAUGCUCGGCUUCGACCCCUCGCUAUCCGUCGUCUGCUCGCAUUCGAUCGGUCGCAUCGGCUUCCUGGAGAGAGAAAACGCGACGAUCCUCAAUGCCUCCAUUCUUGCCUUCGCCCGUAAAACGGUGCGAGCGUUUUGCAACGCAAUGGCCAAACUGCAACUCUGUUGCCCGUUGUAUCUGACCCAGAAUGAUGGCACCUUGACUGAUGCGGCCACAGCGGCUGAAUUGCCCAUAAAGACCUUUGCCAGUGGGCCGACGAACAGCAUGACCGGCGCGGCCUUCCUUGCCUCCCUGGAUCGGGGUGGUUCUGCGAAACAAGCGGAUCAGCAGGUGUUAGUCGUUGACGUCGGUGGAACGACUACGGACGUCUGCGCACUGCUUCCAUCGGGCUUGCCUCGUCAGGCACCGAACUUCGUGGAGGUUGGAGGCGUGCGGACUGCGUUCUCAAUGCCAGAGGUUCUGUCGGUUGGGCUCGGUGGUGGCAGUCGUGUGGGUGUGGAUGAACAGACGGGGGUUGUCAGUGUUGGGCCCGAGUCUGUCGGCCAUUAUCUCACUACUCGUGCCAGAGUAUUUGGUGGUGAUGUGCUGACUGCAACGGAUAUCGUGACAGCAUCUGGAAAGGCCGAGAUUGGAGACCGCAGGAAGGUAGAAGACAUUCCUGCGCAGGUUGUCACCAAAGCGCGCCAACAGAUUCGGAAGAUCCUCGAACGUGCUAUCGACGGUAUGAAGAUCUCCAACCAGCCGGUUGUGCUGCUGCUUGUGGGUGGUGGCUCAAUCGUUCAUAUGGACGCUUUGAAUGGUGUCGCGGAGUGCAUCAUGCCGCCACAUCAUGACUCUGCGAAUGCUGUUGGUGCAGCCAUUGCGAAAGUAGCUGGGGAGAUAGAUGUGAUUGAGUUACUAGAGGGCCGUGAUGAGAAGCAGGUGCUCGAGGCAGCGAAACAACGAGCUAUUGAUGCAGCUGUUGCUCGUAGAGCAGAAAAGGAAGCGGUUAGCAUUGCUACAAUCGAGAAGAUCCCUCUUGCAUAUGCUACGAACAAGGCGACACGGAUUGUUAUCAAGGCUAUUGGGAACCUUGCCCCCGUGGAUUUUGACCAUGCACCACAGCCCAAGGCUCUAGAGGGGAAUGUAUAUGACGAACUAGAAGCAAACGAGGAAGAGCCCAUACAGACGGACAAACCGCGUGAGACAGCUCAUUUCGCGGCGAAGCCAUCGCUCCAGAUCGAUUUAGAUACAUAUAAACCCGACGUCCGCAACAACACAUGGUACAUAUCCCCCGUCGAUCUAGAGCUUAUGGCCGCCGGCACAGGAGUCCUAGGAACAGGCGGUGGUGGUCCCUCCCGGAUACAAUAUCUCCAUUGCCUCCAGUUCCUUCAAUCUCCGGGAUAUGCGGGAAACAUGCGGGUCGUCAAGCCUGCAAGCUUAAGAGACUCAGAUAUAUGUGUCAUGGGCUCGUGGUUCGGUGCCCCUAGUGUAUCCAGCGAGCGUCUCUCAGCAGGGACAGAACUGGCCCUCGCGAUUGAAAGCUGCGCGCGCAUCACCGGCAAGAAGGAUUUCCACGCCAUCGUCACAGACGAGAUUGGAGGCGGGAAUGGUUUAUCGGCAUUCCCCUCCGGCGUGAUGUACGAUAUUCCGGUGGUCGAUGGGGACUUGAUGGGGAGGGCAUAUCCAACACUUGAGCACUGUACGCCAUACGUCUAUGGGCUCUCCGCCACUCCAUGCGCUGUCGCAGAUGGCAGAGGGAAUGUAUCAAUCAUUUUACACGCUGAAAGCAGCCGUCGCGCCGAGACAAUGGCACGAAGUCAAUGCGUUGAUCUAGGAAACAAGGUCGCCCUGUCGACUGCACCGCUUACCGGCGCGGAGACCAAGAAAUACAUCAUACCGAACACCAUCUCCCAGGCGUGGUACAUUGGGAGAGCCGUGUAUCGUGCUCGGCAAUCAAAGGCAGACAUGAUUGAAGCUAUUUUCGACACCUCGCCCGGAAAACUCCUAUACACUGGCAAGGUCAUCGAUGUCAAACGAGAUGUUAGCUGCGGCUACACAAUGGGGUAUUGUCUGCUUGCGCCUCUUAGUAGUGACGAACGGGAGAUUGCUAUUUCUUCUAGCUGUCGUGAUGGUAUGCUAGAGGAGAGUCGCUGCUUGUUUAUUCCCUUCCAGAAUGAGUUUCUCUAUGCCGCUUAUACGGACCCUGAUGCUCCAGAGGACCUACCCAAGCAAGAAGUCAUCUGUACUGUCCCUGAUCUGAUUUCGAUACUGGGACAUGAUGGCGGGGCGAUUGGAUCGCAGGAACUCCGAUAUGGUCUCAAGGUUAAUGUAAUUGCUAUGGCAGCGCAUCCGCUGUGGACGACAAAAGAGGGACUGGGUAUUGGUGGUCCGCAGGGAUUUGGAUUGGAUAUGGAAUGGACGAAGUUGGGGGAGUACUGGGAGCCGAGGAGUGUGAUUGAUGAGUUCAAUAGAGCUCAGUAG